AUCAGGGAGGGGCCUUGAGCGCUGCCAUGUUUUUGUACGGUGAGUGCGCAAAGCAUGCUGGGUCCGAUUGGCUUCGAUUUGAAGGUGAGGACGGCGGGAACUCUCGUCCCUGGAUUGGGUGAGCUAGAGGAGAGGAGCAAGGAAAUCUAGGUCCCUAUUACCGGUGGCCGGACAGCUUCAUAGGAAGGCUCUUGGAAAUCUGAGGAAGAGAUGGAACAGGAGAAUACUUUAAAUCAAGACGGCCAGUCUAAUGGAGGUGUUUUAGCUCACUUGGAAAGACUAGAGACUCAAGUGAACAGAUCCCGUAAAAAAUUGGAAGAGCUGCAGAGAACUCAGGCAGUGGAAAGCACUCAUGGAACGAAGAUUCGUAAACUGAGAAGUCUGCGAGAUAAACUGAGGGCUGAAGUGAAACAGCGUGAAGCCAGAGUUGAAGCGUGUAUUGCCGGUGAAGAACCCAACCAGACAUCGGAGAGCAGCGAGCGAGAAGUUUUAGAAAGAAAACGGGAAAGCGUGAAAGCCAUUCUGCAGGCAUAUCAUUUUACAGGGCUCAGUGGGAAACUGACCAGCCGAGGAGUCUGUGUUUGCAUCAACACUGCUUUUGAGGGGAACCUGCUGGAUUCCUAUUUCAUAGACCUUGUCAUACAGAAACCACUUCGGAUACAUCACCAUUCAAUUCCAGUCUUCAUUCCCCUAGAGGAGAUAUCUGCAAAAUACUUACAGACUGAUAUUCAGCACUUCCUGUUCAGUCUCUGCGAGUACCUAAAUGCUUACUCUGGGAGGAAGUACCAGGCAGAUCGACUUCAGAGUGACUUUGCGGCCUCUCUGGCUGGGCCCUUACAGAGAAACUCGCUGUGCAACUUGCUCUCCUUUACUUACAAAGUGGAGUCGAGGGGCCAGUCCUUCUCAUUUUGUGCUAGACUGCUGUAUAAGGACCUCACAAUAACCCUUCCAACGGAUGUCACCGUUACUUACCAAGGGAUGGAUGCAUUACCCACCUCAUGGGAAGAACAGCGAGCACACCAUGAAAAGCUGUUUUGUACAAAGCCCCUGCACCAAGUGUUUGCUUCGUUUGCUAGAAGAGGAAAGUUGGAUCUGAGCCUGGUCUACUAGAAUGCUGUUUUCAUUGGGAAUACAUCAAAAGUAAAAGGAAAUAUUGCACUUUCUGUUCUCAUAACUAAGGUGACGGGUUCCAGAAGAACCUUUCAAGAUUACCAGGACAAGGGCCCUUGCACCUAACUUGGACCAUGUGGAGACAAGCAGGUCUCCAGCUUGAGCUCUCUUCAGGAUGAAAAGCACUGAUUUCAAGUCACAGCUGGGAGCAGAGCAUUUGCUGGCACAGUUGUCCCACCCUGUCAAGCUUCCUCUCAAGCUGAGCUUCCUCACCUGUCCCCAGCAGCAAAGGCAAGUUUGUUCCACCUGACGUAUUCCUGCUCACAGUGGCCAUGGCCUCUCUGGGGGAGAAGGGCUGGUUGGAACUAGGGCUUUGGAAGGGCAGUUCCAGGACUAAGCCUACGACCCCGACUCUCGGGGGAAGCUACAGGCACACUAAGGAUAGUGUGACCACCCUCAGCUCACAUGCCCACGAACAAAUGAAGGCUUGAGGCGCUUUUUAAACCUAAAGUCUAUAAGUGUGCAUGUCAACAAGUCAGGAAUGUUGGGCAUUUGACCUUUCCCAAGGCCCUUGAUUCCAAAAAACAUUCUCCCUUU
Pteropus alecto (black flying fox) is the source of this 1707-nucleotide messenger RNA. RefSeq names its product centromere protein O (gene CENPO). The transcript has 8 exons. Bases 211 to 1110 code for a protein of 299 amino acids. The record is from RefSeq and is a predicted model, not a curated record. NCBI's taxonomy places the organism in Eukaryota, Metazoa, Chordata, Mammalia, Chiroptera, Pteropodidae. Gene Ontology annotation, cellular component: Mis6-Sim4 complex; kinetochore.